AUGGACUCCCUCCCAGAUACUCACCAAGCUCUGGUCCUUGACGCCAUCGGGCAACCCCUUCGAGUCGAGACACGUCCGACCCCCAAAAUCACCUCCGGAUCGGCCAUCAUCAGAGUGCUCGCGGCUGGAGUCCUCCCGUACUCGCGGGACAUCUAUAAUGGCAAGCGCUAUUACGAGCCGCCCGCGCCAUCCGUUCCUGGGUGUGCUGCCAUCGGCCGCAUCGUCGCGGUGGGCACGGAUGCCACCAAGCUCCAGCCCGGGAACCUGGUUCUAGCCGAUGCAGUGAUCCGGGGUCGGGAUGAUCCCACGACGGCCGCGCUGUCCGGCAUCUCGGGCGGUCUUUCCGCCGCCAGCAAGCGCCUGAUGGGCACCGAAUGGCGCGACUCCACGUACGCCCAAUAUGCUCGAGUGCCACUGGAAAACUGCUUUGUGCUGGAUGAGAAGCGACUGCUGGGAUCGCCCUCCGAUGGGGGCCUGGGAUAUGACCUGGACGGCCUGCUGUACAUGGCGGUUCAGCUGGUGCCGUAUGGAGGACUGCGGGCCGUCGGGGUGAGCGCGGGAGACCGCGUCAUCAUCAGUCCGGCCACUGGUUCCUUCGGCGGUACGGCAGUGCAGAUUGCUCUGGCGAUGGGGGCCAGUGUCGUCGCGAUGGGCCGCAAGGGUGAGGUCUUGGAGAGGCUGCGAUCGUUUUUCGCCCCGCAGUAUGGAGAGGAUCGCAUCCAGACGGUGCGGAUGACGAAUGACGUGCAGGAGGAGGUGACCGCUCUAGCGCGAUCUGGACCGGCGGAUGUGUUUUUCGACAUCUCCCCCCCACAGGCGACCGGAUCCACCCACGUCAAAAGUGCGAUUCUGUCUCUGGGGCAUUCGGGGAGGGUGUGUCUGAUGGGGGGUCAGACUGGCGACCAGGCGAUUCCGCCUCAGGCGGUGAUGCAUCGAAAUCUGACGAUUCGCGGGCAGUGGAUGUACGGGCGCCAAGAGGUCCUGCAUUUGAUCCGGAUGGUGGAGUCGGGAGCCUUGAAACUGGGGCGGGACGCCGGCAGUCGCACGGUGGGAUCGUUUCCCCUGGAACAAUGGCAACAAGCCUUUGAUCUGGCAGCAGAACGGGCUGGACCGGGAGAACGAGUGGUUCUGACGCCAUAG
This is a messenger RNA of Aspergillus sclerotioniger CBS 115572, 1140 nucleotides long. RefSeq names its product GroES-like protein. NCBI's taxonomy places the organism in Eukaryota, Fungi, Ascomycota, Eurotiomycetes, Eurotiales, Aspergillaceae. The coding region runs from base 1 to 1140 and encodes 379 amino acids. Gene Ontology annotation, molecular function: oxidoreductase activity. The record is from RefSeq and is a predicted model, not a curated record. Gene Ontology annotation, cellular component: mitochondrion. The transcript has a single exon.